AUGCGACAUACAUCAUUGUUGUAUCUCGCGCACUCAGUCGUGCUUUCCCUCGUCUCCAUCGCGCACCGCUUUGCUGCGAUGAUCUUCCCAAGAAGUCGCGAGAAUGUUGAUUUGCGGGGAGAAAAGCUUCUUAGUGACCUCAGCAGCUGGGGAAUUGGGGGACCUUGCAAAUACUUUGUUCGAGUCUAUGAUCAACACCAGCUCGCUGCAGCCGUCAGGCAUUGCAAUGAGCAUUCAAUGAGAUACAUGGUGAUUGGCCGAGGCUCUAACUGUCUGUUUGAUGAUUUAGGAUUUGAUGGGUGUAUAAUUCAGAAUUGCAUAGUGUUCCUGGAGAAUAUUGAAGCUGGUGUAUACAGAGUUGGGAGUGGUUAUCCCAUGAACCGUUUGGGUGCGCAGACUGCAAAUGAGGGAUUUAGUGGGCUCGAAUUUGCCGGAGGAAUCCCGGGGACUGUUGGUGGUGCUGUUUACAUGAAUGCUGGUGCUAAUGGACAGGAAACAGCUGACAAAGUUGAGAGCAUUGAGAUCAUGUCAACCAAUGGAGAGUUGAAGACUAUGAAAAUAUAUGACCUCAGUUUUGGCUACCGAAAGUCGCCAUUUCAAGACAUGAAAGACUUCGCCGUCGUGACUGCUGUCACCUUUCGACUGAAGGCCUCACAAUCAUCAAUGCAAAAGCAGCAAGAAUAUGCAAAAAGGAGGAAACUUACUCAACCGGUGGGUGAGAAAAGUUGUGGUUCGGUUUUCCGUAAUCCACACGGGACAGAAUUUUCGGCUGCACAAUUGAUAGAGAAAGCAGGGCUAAAAGGGUUGCAAGUGGGACAGGCCAUGAUCUCAGAAAAGCACGCGAAUUUCUUCAUAAACUCAGGCGGCGCAACCUCUCAAGACAUGCUCGAGCUUAUUAGCCUUGCCAAGGAUGCUGUCUAUAAGAAAUUUGGUAUAAAGCUGAAAGAAGAAAUUUUGCAUGUUCAUCCAUAUUUGUGA
Molecule: messenger RNA, 978 nt
Organism: Striga hermonthica
Lineage: Eukaryota; Viridiplantae; Streptophyta; Magnoliopsida; Lamiales; Orobanchaceae
Source: the annotation of a GenBank genome assembly